GAGAGGAUUUGAUAUGCAGAUGUGGAUUAACAGCUGGGUGUGCUUUGAGCCAUGACGAAGUGACAAAAACAUGUUUACACGUGUGAAAGCCAGGGAACAUUAGAGUGUCACAGAGAUGAAUGAACAGGUAAAGAACAAUAAGGAGAAAGAGACAGAAAGAGAAAAAGAGAAGACAGGAGGGGAGGGGAUGAGCAGGGAUUCAGAGCAGGUGGGAGGGAGAAGCAGAGGAGGAGGAGGGAGGAGGAAGAGGGAGGAGGAGGGAAAAGCCAUCGCUGAGAGGAAAAUUAAUUGCCGGCUGCAGGUUAUUGGCUGGCUGUGCUGCCGCGGAGGCUGCUGUUGUUCCAGCGCGGGGAGGAUGCUGCAGAAGGAGAGAGAGCAGCGAGCAGAGAGCUACAGAUCUGUCUGCUGAUCCCUGAUCCACCGCCGGCUCAUUCCACCAUCCCAUCAUACAUCUGUGAAGAGCCUGGGCUCCUCAAACCGGGAGGGAAGCACUGGAUCUGUGUCAUUAUUCUGAAGGAAGGAAAGCAGGAGGAGGAGGAGGAGAAGGAGGAGGGAAGCCGGUGUGGAAGCUUUGCCCAAACGAGGAUCACCUUCUGUGGGAGGACUCGGAGGCUGAUUCCCCCGGGGAAAUCAAGGAGUGGACGCUUCCUAAAACAUCUGGAGAGGAGCGAAACUAAGCCGGAUUUAACCUUUGCAGAGAAACGAUGGAGCAGAAAGAGGAAAUCGGGGGAUGAAAGGAGGGAGAGAGGGAGAGAAAAGGCUGAAGACAAAAACAGGAUCCACCUCAGCCUGUCUUCCUCUCCUGGGACAGGACCAGGAGGAUUUUGGGGGGAAUAAAGUGAGUUUCAAUCGCAGAUAGAGGGAGACUGUUUAAAGCUGAAACAAAAACGGGUCUUCACAUCUCUGGAUUAUCAGUCCUGAAGGAGGAUUUUGGGAAUUGAUCUUUUAUUUCUGGUCAGCAAAGGAUGUAAAGACAAUUCAAUGUGAGAGCAGGAACGCUGGAAGAUUCUUUGAAUUGAUGAAGUUUGGGCAAAGAACCUGAGAAAAUUCCUCAGGGAAUCUGUUUUCUGUUUGGUGGAAGUCUUUUUUGGGUUUUUGCUGGCCAAUGAGAUAUUUUUAGAUAGAAGAAGAGACUUUCUGAACCUACAAGUCACACCUUUUAAUAAAAAGCACAAACUAGCUUUUUAGGGACCAGCCCUCUCCUGUUUCUCUCCAUCUCAUUUCCCUUUCCUCUUUUCUCUUCAUGCACCUUUUACAUCUUGCUCCUCUUCCCCUCUUUGGGUUGUCUGUCAGGAAUCCCGAGCAGGAUUUGAGGCGAAUAAAGCAGGUGUUGAUGACAGAUAACAGCUGCAGAGAGGCAGAGGUAGACUCUCAUAAAACCAGAUAAGUGAUGUUUAGCGACAGGAGCAGCAGGUAAUACAGGCUGAAUGUGCUGGUGGUUCUGCAGAGCAUCGGCGCUGUCUGUCAUCUUUCUGCAGGCUAAUUCCAUCUCAAGGACCGUCUGUGGGCGAGGUGGGCGAUCAUAAAACCAGGGGGAGGGAGGGAGAUACUCGCUCUGCAAAGCAUGACAGAGGAGAGAAAGAACUGAUGUAAAGCUAAGAUUAGGAACCCAACGUUAUGUGUAAAAGGUGAAGAAAAAGAAAAAGGAACUGUGGUUAUGAGCAACAGGAGUGUGCAGAGGGAUAUGUGGAGUUCAAUCAGGUGCCUGUAAUGUGGAAGAGUCCGGGCGAAAAAGAGAGAAUUAACAAAAAGAUCCAAAGGGACUGGAUCUACAACAGAAACCAAAAACAUCAAUGAUUCGAAUGUAGGAAAAAGACUGGAGGAAUAAGCACAGGUUAAUCUGCUGAGCAUCAAACGGAUCAAUAAACCGCACACACAGCAGGCCCACAGUUUUUAGAUGAGCAGGGGAAAGUUGUCCAAAAGUGUGAAAAUUGUUUUGAGGUCAGAGUUGGAAAGAAAAAGCCGAGGAUGGGCCAAACAAGCAGAAUGAGACAUCAAGCAGCGAGAGGAAGUAAACUGAGCUGAGAAGCAGAAACAACACGUUCACUGAUGCCAGAUCUGUCUGCCAACAUAAAUUUAACUGCUCCAAACCUCCUUUAGAGGCUUUAAUACAAACACUGCAGGAACUACGGGGAUCCCUCUGGGGGGAAAUUCAAAGACGAUGGCCUUGUGGUAAAAAAAACUAGUUUGAAGAUAUUUGAUCAAACUUAAAGCACCACACACACACACACAAGAGAGUUCACUUUUUGGCUCCAGAAAAUGGAAUUCAUCCUGUUCUUUAAGCACAAAUAGUUUUAUUCUUAGUACUCCUCAUUCAGGGGCUAAAACGUUACAAACGUCACAAAAACACAAAGCACAAACUGGUUUCUAUCUCUCAAAAGAAAAACAGGCUGAUUCGAAGAAAAAAGUCAUUUUAAAGCACAAUUUAUGAAAGGAAUCCUUCAUUCAGGUGCUAAACUGGUGUGUUCAGCUCAAUAAGCUCUGUUCACUGUGACAUCAAUAUUCAGGUGCUUAAAGGUGCACGUUUGUAUGAUUCUUUAGGAUUUCAAAGACUUUUGUAUCAAUUCAAAGGCACAAGCAAGCGUUAACAACUGACCCCUGAAAUCCAUUGUAAGUGCACAGCUCUUCUCUUCCUGCUCUAGAAACAGAAAUCCUACUAACAUUUAAUAUUUCAGCCCAGAAUCAGCAGUCUGUUUGCUGUGGGUCUUCUCUUUUAUUCUCCUGUCAAUUUGGGGAGAAAAGAAGUCGUUUUAAACGCUUGCUGAUGUUCAGAUGAAUUAUUGAACUGAAAACUGUUCCAACAGUUUACAGCCGGAGGAGUUUUUCUUUCUUUUUCUCUCCUUCAUGUCUUAUUAACUGACUCUGGCCUCGUUUCCACUGCGGCUUAAGAACAAACCCCAGGAGAGGUUUAGAAAACUAAACAUUUGGCUGAAGACAUUCAAGUAUUUUGUAAAGAUUAGCGAGGCGUUCACAAGCACGGCUGCCGGUUUGACUUCAGCUUUGAGUGGUUUUAUCAGCAGGUAUCACUUUGAUUCACACUGAGGAAAGGAAAAGCAACAAUUCUGUCAGGGAAAUAAAAAUAUAUAGAUUUUUUGUAUCUGUGACUUUGUUGGUGUCACUGAAAACAGAAGGUGGGAGCACAAAAUUUGGACACAUUUUUACAGUUUUAAUUCAGUGCUUUAGUUUGGAUUUAUCUGGAUUUAUUAAGCGAAAUUGUUGAAUUUAUUUAAAACCUGACGACCAGAAAGAUACAUCUGAUCACAAAGAUUAUCAUUUUGACCUGAAAACACCUUUCCUUUGUGUUCUUCAGCCAUUUGAGCUGCUGGUUGUGUUUUAAACAGCUCAACACAUUAAAUAUUUAACUUAUUACUGAAUCCAUUUCAAGAUGCGAGAUUCAGAUGAGUAAACAGACCUACUAAUUUUGACACAGAAUUCCUAAAAAUGUGUGUUUGUGUGCAACUGACGGAGAGCUGGGUGAUGCUGUGGACGCGCACACACACACACAAACACACACACACACAGGUCAGUGUGAGCAGUGUGUAGGUGGAAUUUAAUCAGACACACAAGGCGACACACUGAGGAAGCACACACACCUUCAUCCUCCUCUCCAAAGACCUCCUUUUUCAUCCCUCCAUCACCCACAUCCUCAUCAUCAGGACCACUCCAGCAGGAGUUAGUUUUCUAGGACGCCCACAAACUCAACUGUGUGCGCGUUUUAACAGGUUGAAGCACAAACUCAAGAGCCUCUUCAUCCCCCUCCCCCUCCUCCUCCUCCUCCUCCUCCUCCUCCCCCUCCUCCCCUGCAGGCCUGAAACAAUCUGCCAUGCAUGAAUAAAAAUUAAUUUUUCACCGUGAUGAAAAGAUGCAGCGUCUCGCCUCCUCGCCGCCCGCGGGACGGCAGAUAAAAGCUGUUUACUGUGAGGAGCUGUUAGAGCAACACAACGAGUCCUUUCUGUGGGAAAGAAACAACAAUGUCCUGCUCCUUUUGUCUUCUGUUUCAUCGCUGUUGUUGCCUGCGAGCCCGUGACGGAGCACACAACAGGAACUGAACUCAGCUUGACUCUCAGCUGGGUUUUUAUCUGAAGUGACACUUUUCUAAACAGAGACAGAUGUCUUUGGUGAAGACUUUGGACUGAUAGAGGCAUCUGUGUGUGUUUCUGAUAAACUUCAUGAAGCACACUGGGGGAUUUUUCAAUGAGGUGGCUUCAUUUUUUCCUUUUCAUUUCAUUUCAUUUCCUUUUCUGAGGAAAAACUAAAACUACAGGACCCAGUGCUUGUGCAUAAUUGCCAAAAACACUAAAAACUGACUCGAUUUACUUUUUAAUUGGAUUUUCCUUUAUGCAGAAGAAGCACUGAAGCUACACACAGAACAGUUACUUUUAUAUAUUUGAAAUAAACCUGGAAAACAGCAGAAUACAUUUGAAUCUCACUAAAACUUUUCUUAUGAACUGCUUGGAUUUCUCUGAGGAUUUUUGUGAAGGAUCUUUGAUCAGCAUUUACAAAGAACAAACACAAAUCUUGUCACUUAAAGGAUCUUUGACAGCAGGGAUUACAGUUUUCACCAACAUUUCAAUUUGCCCCAAGAAUUUGUCAGAAUUUUCUUCGGCUUAGUUUAUCUCAGCUUCAGAGACAGUUAUCUAGACAAAAACAUUAUCUCUCGGGAACCUCAUUGUGGGUCAAAGGUCAGAGGCUUAAAAAAUAAUUAACAAAACAGACUCACCUGAGGACAUCACAUCUGCAGGUUAAAGGUCAGACAGAGAGCUGGAUUAUCCAUACAGAGAGUCAGUUGUUUUCUGACGGACCUGCAGAGAGGACAGAGGAGAUAAAAAAGACGAGAAGAAAGGAGAGAGAGAGAUAAGAGGACGAGUGUCAGACGUCGUCAUGGGCUGCAACAUGUGUGUGGUCAAACGUCCGGAGGAGCAGUACAGGAUCAUGUUCCAGCAAAAAGGCUGGAGUAACUCCCUGCGGCCGAUGGACAGACAUGGAAACGCGAAGGUCAGAGGACGGAGGCCCUCUCAGCUACCGCUAGACAGACCACAAAAUUCCCAGGAGUCUUUGCACCAACCUGGGUCGGUCCGCAAGAGUCACAGGAGGAAAGGUACGUUAGUGUGCAGCGGUAACGGGACUGGCAGCAGCUCUAUCUACUCUGUUGCCAUGGUGGCGAUCCCCGACUGCGUCGACAAUGCCACGCAGACGGACAUCAGCUUCCAAAACAUUGUGACUCUGGGAAAGAGCAGAGGUCAUCACCACCACCACGGCCGGGGAGGAGGCUCCUCUUCCCCUCCACCACCUCCACCUUCACCUCCCCUCCCUCACCUUGUGGGACCAUACGGGAUCAAUGAGUUCUGUGUGUUUGAGUACAACGACCCCGAUGACUACUUUGACGUCUCGAACCAUGAGGUGGACAGGCAGGAUGACCUGGAGUAUGAGGAGGUGGAGCUGUACAAAUCCAGUCAGCAGGAGAAGUUGGGUCUGACAGUCUGCUACAGGACGGAUGACGAAGAGGAUCUUGGGAUUUAUGUUGGAGAGGUAAAUCCAAACAGCAUAGCAGCAAAGAAUGGACGUAUCAGAGAGGGUGACCGAAUACUACAGAUCAACGGAGUGGAUAUUCAGAACAGAGAAGAAGCCGUGGCCAUUUUGACCAGAGAGGACAGCAUCAACUUCUCACUGCUGCUGGCCAGGCCGGAUAUAGAGGUGACUUCACACGACACAACGCAGUUAAAGCACUCUCCUAAAUCAAUGCUUGUGGAAUGCAGACUGCAGAAUGAAAACCCUGUUGACCCAGAAGAGGACAUGGAGCUGACCCUGGAAGGAGGAAGUUUCCACCCAAACCCUCAAGCCUCCUCUUGCUCCAUCACUUCCUCUCACCUUUCUGGCUAUUAUCGCCUCUGCCGGACAGGAGGAGGAGGAGGAGGAGGUGGUGGCCUGUCCUGCCCGGGAGGAGGAGGAGGAGUUGGAGAGGGUGCAGGGGGUGAUGUGGCUGUGGAGGAGGAAGAGGAUGAGGAUGGGGAGGAAGGAGAGAGAGGAGAAAAGGAGGACAGAGACCCACCUGUUCCCCUUCCUCCUCUGCUGAGCCUGGCUCCUCUGCUGUGCAACAGCCAGGAGCUGGACAGCGGAGUGGGCCGGACCGACGACAGCACACGCUACGAGGAGUCGUCCGAACACGACCUGCUGGGUGAUCAGACCAGUGCCUGUAACACCAACACCACCAACACACCAGGCAGCACCAGGAAGUUCAGACCGGGACCCAGCCCCAGACCCAGUCCUAGACCCAGCCCUGGCCUUGGCCCCAGUCCCGGGCGAGGAGACACCACCCCUCCCUUCCUCCACCUGCGAGACCUCCAGCUCAGCUCUGACUCCCUCCCUGGCCUUGACUGGGCAGCUGGAGGAGGAACAGGUGGAGCAGCGUACAGUCCCCACCACCAUCACCACCACAAGCACUACCACCACCAUCACCAUCAGCCCGCUCUGACAAUGAUGAUGAUGCCAGGUCUGACGGAGGAGGAGUGCCAGCGAUACCAGGAGCUGCUGGAGAUCAAGUGCCAGUACGAGAGACGCAAUGAAAAACAGCAAAAAGACGCAGCGGGGGACGUCAAAGGGGAGAGGAAAGAUCAGGAGGAGAGGAAGCAGCCAGGGAAGGAAGGAGAGGAGGAAGAUUCCUUUUCUUCUUCAGUGGUGGACGUGAACUGCAAUGUGACUUUGAGUGAGCACGAGAUGGCGCUGAUCGAGGAGGAGUUGCGCCACCUGGAGUUCAAGUGCCGCAACAUUCUCCGAGCGCAAAAGAUGCAGCAGCUCAGAGAGAGAUGUCUGAAAGCCUGGAUGAUGGAGGAGGAGACAGUGGUGGUCGGAGCAGGGCGACCAGGCCCUCCCGAAACAGGUCUGGAUAAUGAUAAUGACGAUGAUGAUAACGACCCUCAUCGCCACGAGCUGUCGGCCAUCAACGAGCUCCCAGAGCGAGAGCGGUCGGACGACAAAGACAGCACCAGCGCCUACAACACCGGAGGAGAGAGCUGCCGGAGUACGCCGUUGGUCAGCACCGAGCAGAUCCCGCCUCUCCACGAAGAGGAAGAUGAAGGUGGGAGACGACUGAUGUCUCCACCUCCUCUUCUCCCCCUCAGUCGCCUCCCACCUCUGAACUCCCCCCUUACCCCACGGCGUCACAGGCGGGACCGAGACAGAGAGAGACGCCACUCAAACCUCAGCUGCUCUUUUUCCCCCACCACUUACAGGAAGUAUGAAACAGCCAAUGGGAACGUGGCAAACAGCUCAAGGUCCACCCCCUCUACACCCUCCAAGUUCAGGUCUCUGACCAGAGAAGUGGGGUCAUCGUCAAGAAGGGGUGUGGCUGAUGGAGGCCGGGGCUCCAGAGCAGGUGGAGCCACUGACAGGCCCAUAGGUGGAAGUGCAGAGUCCAGUCCCUAUUUCACCAGAAGACACCACAGCCACAACAAACCAUUAGAGCGCUACCAGAGCUGUAUGACCCUGCCCUCGGAGGGCCUGGUGGAUCCACUGGACCGAGUGAGAGACACAGUGAGGGCCGAGGGCGAGGAGAGAGGGAUGGGCACAGGCAGCAGUGGCCCAGGCAGCCCCAGGAGUGUGAACAGCGCCCCCUGUGCACUGGAGGACCAUCAUACAGGCGCCUCGCGGUUAGGACUUGCCUUACCGCUUGGGCUGACGCACUCGUCACCAACUGCCUCACCACAACGCAUGGAGUGGAAGGUAAAGAUCCGGAGUGAUGGCACUCGCUACGUCGCCAAGCGGCCGGUCAGGGAUCGUCUCCUGAAGGCCAGAGCCAUGAAGAUCAGGGAGGAACGCAGUGGCAUGACGACUGACGACGAUGCUGCCAGUGAAAUGAAACAGGGCCGAUACUGGAGCAAAGAGGAGAGGAAGCAGCAGCUGCUGAGAGCCAGAGAGUACCGCCGAAGAAGAGAGUUCAUGAUGCAGAGCCGCCUGGAGUACCUCAAAGGAGACAGGGACACUUCAUCAUUGACAGGGGGCGCUGAUGACCCCCUUUCAUCCCAGACCGCCCAGCUUCAUUCCCGACAGGACUCCCCCAGCAACAACAUCCUGUUACUAAGCCAGAAGAAGAUCAUGAAGAAGAGGAAUCGCCGCAUCCUCGACAACUGGAUCACCAUCCAGGAGCUGCUGGCUCAUGGCUCAAGGUCACCCGAUGGAAAGAAAAUAUACAACCCUCUGCUUUCUGUGACUACUGUGUGAUCUGCAAACAGAGAGGAAGACAAGAGGAGAAAAGAGGGAAGAAAUGGACAAUAAAAACUUGGAACGAAAAGAUCAAAGCUUCAGAUUUCUCUGAGCUUGAAGGAAGAAAGAAACUUGUUAAAAAGAAAGUGAAAGACUUAAGACUCAGGAGAAUUUGGAGAGAGGGUAGAUGAAAAGAGGAGAUAUUUAAAUGUUGAACACUUAGGUACUUAGUACAAGCAGAAUGACAAAGGAGAGAAGAAGGAAGAUACAAAGACGUAACGAGUGCAACAGGAGAUGGUGGAAAUGUCAGAGAAUAGCCCUGAAAAGGCAGCGAUGGAAUACAAGCGGCAAUAGCCUCUAAAAAGGAAUAAGCCCAAAAACUGCUUGAAAAGUCGAAUUACUUUACAACUUUUUAUGUUAGAAAAGAAGUCCUGGCUGAAUCUGGGAACUCAUGAUGUUGGGAUUUGAUGUUGGAUGUCCUCUUUUGCAGCCAAAGAAGCGCCAUUGCUUAACUCUUCUACUGGAACUAGACUGGAUCCUGAUCAGGACUCACGUCUCAGAGCCAAACUUCUGUGAUGUAAAGAAAACAUCUGAUAUAAACCAGGUUUUUCAACAUCUCUCCUUCAUGGCGUACCUUCAAACUUAGUAAAGAUACAUUUAUGGAGGGAACAUCUUUGAAAGGUUCUCUGACCCAUCAAAUGUUGCACGAUAGACUAGCAGGUGGAGACACUAUUCUCUGAACAGGUUCAGACAGACAUGGGUGGGAAGCGCAAACUGAGGCAAGACUUUUGAAUUAAUCUUUUGGAAUCUUGGCCUCCAGAGAGGAAAAAGGAGAGAGACUGGAUGCUAGCUAGCUUGUAGCUAACGUACAGUUGGUAGGGAUGAGUGGGUACAUCAUUAUCUAUAUCUGUAUCCAACUAAUAUGUUUGUAUUUGUGCCUGUACUCGAAAUGGGCAGGGCUUAAGCAAGAUGUGGGUGGUGCUUAAACUGGAAGUGGGUGGGACUAAACUGAAGUUGUUCAUUUAAGCCUGAAAUUGCUAUAUUUAUUAGAAAACUAUUUGCAGAAUUGAACUUCGAAGUAAAAUUUGAUCACUCAAGUGAAAGAAAUAUUUACAAAACAAGUUUUUUUCUAAUGUAAAAGUUUCAAUACUUACGAGUACGGAUAUUGACACAUUUUGUUGAUACAUGAUGAUACACAUCAAAAAUUACAUUAUCUGUACCUGAUACUUGUUUCAGCCGAGUACUGACUCAACCCUAGCUGGUACAUUGGCUCUUUAGGGCUGAGUGCACUCCGCUGCCUAACGUGUGACGUGAUGAUACAGUUUCCACUGCGUGCAGUACGGAUGUGCUCAACAGAAUAUGUAGAUUGGAUGACAACGUUUAAGAGAUGAACUUUCGAACUUUAUGUGCUUUGUUUUCAUAUUUAGGAAAAAAUAAGUUUCUGAAGAUUCAGAGGAAAAGUCGAGUGUUUUUCCCUUCACGUCUCAGAAUCUAAGCGACUUUAUUCUCCGAAGACAAUAAAUGUACAGAAAUUUAUGGUGACGCUGGUGCAGAAACAUAUUGACAGUAUUAAAAAAAUUAUUCAUACAAACAGUGGAAGAUUGUACGAUUGACAAACAUUCAGUAUUCAACCACUAUGUGCAUUAAAAGAAAAAUCCCCACUUUUAUAUCCGACAGUCAGAUCUCAUUGACCUGUGAUGUUCAGUGUUUUCCAGGACAUAAUUUGUUUCAAAGUGUUCUUUUACUUUACUUGCCUUUUAAUUUGCAGGUUCAUUAUUUGCAAAGCACUUUCCUGGGAUGCCUUUUGAGACUCCUAAGGACAACGCCGGCACCUGACCCAUGUGUUUAUUAUUUUCUGCUCGUUUUAGAGUUGACAUUAGUCUCUCUGUUUUUUUCAGCUUUAUUAUAUUUUAAAUUAUUUAUAUUAAAUUUAGUUGCUUAUGUUCUUUUUUCCUUGUCUGAAGGAUGGUUCACAUUGUGGUUCUGACCCCAGAGGAGACUGGUUGUGCCCAUCAUUGUUUUGGACCCGUGUAAAAUGAGAUAUUAAUACUGAGUAACGAAAUGCAUGAAAUAAGUAUUGAACGUUGUGGAUUAUUGGACAUAAUUCUUGAAUUUAAAGUGGUGUAGUGUACAAAGCCUUGUGCAGACAAUUUUUAGUAGUGAAAUAUGUGAAAAAUGCUGAGUAAAUUAAAUCAAAAAUGAAGUGAAAUGUA
Messenger RNA from Dicentrarchus labrax (European seabass), 10412 nucleotides. Its product is annotated as PDZ domain-containing protein 4-like. NCBI's taxonomy places the organism in Eukaryota, Metazoa, Chordata, Actinopteri, Moronidae. The record is from RefSeq and is a predicted model, not a curated record. The coding region runs from base 4882 to 8217 and encodes 1111 amino acids. Gene Ontology annotation, molecular function: protein binding. The transcript is spliced from 18 exons.